This is a messenger RNA of Polyodon spathula (Mississippi paddlefish), 3777 nucleotides long. Its product is annotated as cyclin-dependent kinase 17-like. Gene Ontology annotation, molecular function: protein kinase activity; ATP binding. Gene Ontology annotation, biological process: neuron projection development; protein phosphorylation; exocytosis. The record is from RefSeq and is a predicted model, not a curated record. The coding region runs from base 723 to 2366 and encodes 547 amino acids. The transcript has 18 exons. Gene Ontology annotation, cellular component: nucleus; synaptic vesicle; cytoplasm. NCBI's taxonomy places the organism in Eukaryota, Metazoa, Chordata, Actinopteri, Acipenseriformes, Polyodontidae.
GACUGUGAUAUAUACACCAGUGACAGCCGCGACACUUUGUGUACAAGCGCGAUGGGGCUUCUUUCCUGUACCCUGUCCUGUUCAACACCGGCCGGGCAGUACCGCCUCCAGGCUCCACUCUAGUGUCUGAGUGAAGAAACUUUGUGGUGUUGCGCUUUGUCUCUGUUUCCACCCCGCCACUGGGAUUGCUGUGCAAAGAUCGGUUACAGGAAUGUUCCUACCUGCAAUGCCGUGCUGGUAGAGGCGGGGAAGCAUACUAUACAGCCUUGCUGUGCUGAUUUCCAGGAACCCUAACUGGAACAGAACGGAGAUCCUGCUUGCAAGCUCUCGCCCGAGUACGACCCGUCUGGAGUUUGACACGCGUUGAAGCUGUCUGUCCUGCCAAGCACUGACUCGGCUCCACUGCUGAUCGGUGCAUGACAAUUGAAAAUAAUUAUAUUUUUUUUUUUUUAUUGGCCGCGGCGAUAGAUGGGUUUCGUGCAGACUACUGUGUCUUGAGUUAUGUGUAGUCCGUGUUUUCCGGGAUCAUGACGCUGCCAGCCUCCUGAGUUUUAUUAGUCGUAAUAACACGGCAAUUUACUGGUAGUGGAACCAGCCCGAACAGCAGAAGCGAAUUAUUCCAAGCAGCGCGACCCGAGAUCCGAUUCCGCCAUCUCUCACAGUUUGCACGCUGGCACUUCCACCACCCCCCCACCCCUCCCCCCGAGUGAGGCUCUGACUGGAUGGAUAGGAUGAAGAUAAUCAAGCGUCGCCUGUCAAUGUCUCUGCGCAGCGCCCGUCCCGUUGACGACUCGCUGUCCGAGCUGGCAGAGCAGAUCACUCUGGACGAGCCCAACGGUGCCCACGACAACGAGCCGAUGGUUCGUGUGGCGCACCCCCCCGCCUCUCGCAGCGCCCCCUCUUUCCUGCGGCAGUACGCUGGCUCGUUGGGGCGCGCAGCCCUGCUUAGGGACCCGGGAUCCGGCCGGCUGGGCGAGCGGCCCUACCUCUCCCUCGAAAGGACAAGCUCGCUCGGCAUCGUCCAUGAGAAUGUGAAGAUGGGCUCCGACGGGGAGAGUGACCAGGCCUCCGGGACCUCCUCCGACGAGGUGCAGUCCCCGGUGCGAGUGCGCAUGAGGAACCACCACAACCGGCGCAUCUCCACCGAGGACAUUAACAAGCGCCUGUCCCUGCCUGCGGAUAUCCGGCUACCGGAGGGCUACCUGGAGAAGUUUGCCAUGAACAGCCCGCCCUUCGACAAGCCCAUGAGCCGGCGACUGCGGCGCGCAUCCCUGUCGGAGAUUGGCUUCGGGAAGCUAGAAACUUACAUCAAGCUGGACAAGCUGGGAGAGGGGACCUACGCCACAGUGUUCAAGGGCAGAAGCAAAUUGACAGACAACCUGGUGGCGCUGAAGGAGAUCAGACUGGAGCAUGAGGAGGGGGCUCCCUGCACAGCUAUCAGAGAGGUGUCUCUGCUGAAAGACCUGAAGCAUGCCAACAUCGUCACUCUGCACGACAUUAUCCACACGGACAAGUCGCUCACCCUCGUCUUCGAGUACCUGGAGAAGGACCUGAAGCAGUACAUGGAUGACUGCGGGAACAUCAUGAGUGUGCACAAUGCCAAGAUCUUCCUGUUCCAGCUGCUUCGCGGGCUCUCCUACUGUCACAGGCGGAAGGUGCUGCACCGGGACCUCAAGCCGCAGAACCUGCUCAUCAACGACAAGGGGGAGCUCAAGCUGGCUGACUUCGGUCUGGCUCGGGCCAAGUCUGUCCCCACCAAGACGUACUCCAAUGAGGUGGUGACACUGUGGUACCGGCCCCCCGACGUGCUGCUGGGCACUACAGAGUACUCCACCCCCAUCGACAUGUGGGGCGUGGGGUGCAUAUUCUACGAGAUGGUGACGGGGCGCCCUCUCUUCCCCGGCUCCACAGUAGAAGAUGAACUCCAUUUGAUAUUCAGGAUACUGGGGACGCCCACGGAGGAGACGUGGCCAGGGGUCGCCACCAGUGAAGAGUUCAAGACAUAUAAAUUCCCCCGCUACCGAGCAGAGCCGCUCGUGAACCAUGCCCCCAGGAUAGACAGCGACGGUCUGGAUCUGCUGUCUAAGCUUCUACAGUUUGAAGCCAAGAGGCGCAUGUCUGCGGAGGAGGCCCUUCGGCACCCGUACUUCAAAAGCUUUGGAGAGGCGGUGCAGACGCUCCCUGACACUGCGUCCAUCUUCUCUGUGAAAGAGAUCCAGCUGCAGAGAGACCCAGGGAAGCGAUCGUUGGGACACCCUGAAGCAGCGUCUCGUAAACUUGGCUCUGCCUCCUCGGAAUAUUUCCAGAAAGACGGAGCGAAACCACGGACACAUUGUCACGUUCUCACCUCCCCCUCCACCAGCUGAACUCUCGUCCCACUCUGCCCAGGGAAAGAACCGACGGCAGAGCAUGCUAUUUUAGUGCGUUGGUGGCGAGGCCAGCGCUGCAUUGGAAGAGAGCCGGCUGUCUGGAGGACUAGAAAGAAACCAAAUCUGUGCUGCUGAGGACAUUUUUUUGGGAGUGCCUUUCCAUCCCCCACACCACCCCCCAUCAUCCAUCCUACCCCCCUACCCCUACCUCUAACCCGCCUCUACCCCACGCUUGAGGGGGAACCAGAGAACCGCUGAGCUCCUGAGAAGCACCAAGGAGCCUUCUGUAAAUAGAACAAUAGAACAGACCCUCCCACUGCCGCCAAUGAUGGACUUUCCAGAGAACAUCCCCGAUCGGGCAAAAUCCCACCAACUCCUGUGCCAGUGGGGGUGCCAACUCGCAGAUAGAUUUUUGUUUAGUUUUAUUGAAUUUUAGUGCUGGAGGAAAUCAUGUAGGAAGAUUGGAAAUUCAAGGGGGGUCGGGGGGGAAUCUGAGCUUCCCUUAUACCUCUGAUUCCUUCAGAUUUCAGGAGAGAGGGGUGUGUGCGAGAGGGAGGGAGUGGUUUUGCAGCCAAAUCAAGUUUUUCGGGUACGGACAAAUAUAUUUGGAUUUCACAUCCCCUACAUAUGUAUGUAUAACUCGUUUGCAGUUUAAUUGACUGAAACAAAUAUUUAUAUUGUAUAUUCAGAUUAGUUAAAAAAAUGAAGCAUGCCUGGGCUGUUAGCAAAUGAGCAUUUGGAGAACAGGGAAAAAUUGAGCCUUUGCAAUGUGCAUCCAGCAGAGGGCGGCCAUGCAGUUUUAAAAAAUCAAUUGCAAUUCAAACAAAAUUAUUCAUUUCCAAUUUAAAGGGGAUGUGAAAUUAACCCCACUUCCCCCCUCUCUCCAGCCUGCUUUCUUGUACCAGCACACAGGGUAAUGAAAAGGUCGUUACUGGCAUGCUGUGUCCCCAGUAUUGUCUUCCACUCCCUGUACUGGGAUUAGUGCUGUCUCUCAUUCUGUAUACUAAGACCCCCCACCCUUCCCCAAACUUGAACCAAUCAUGAUCGCCAUGAUGAGGCCAUUGCAUUGUCUUCCACUAUAUACUGUAUGAUAACUUGUAUCGACUCCCAGUCCAGUCUCCGUUUAGGAUCCAGUCUCCCAGUUUCUUCACCGGGGCCAGCCCACUUCUCUCUUUUUUUGCAUCUGGGACCAGUCAAGUAACAGACAAGGAAAGCUGGAAUCUGGAGGAGCUGUGUGAAGUCACAUGAGAAUUUUAACUGACCGGAUUUCUCAAUAGGCAGGCACUAUAGAAUACCUGUCAAUUAUUUUUAGAAGCGUAAGAUUUUUUUUAAAUUUAUUAUUUUAGGAUGACAAACCAUGCUGUGAUCUGACACCCCCUCCCCCUAAACAGUAAAACAGAAACAAAAC